Molecule: messenger RNA, 1935 nt
Organism: Branchiostoma floridae (Florida lancelet)
Lineage: Eukaryota; Metazoa; Chordata; Leptocardii; Amphioxiformes; Branchiostomatidae
Product: serine--tRNA ligase, mitochondrial-like
Exons: 6
Coding region: 152-1711 (519 amino acids)
Biological process (GO): mitochondrial seryl-tRNA aminoacylation
Cellular component (GO): mitochondrion
Molecular function (GO): ATP binding; serine-tRNA ligase activity; tRNA binding
Source: RefSeq, a predicted model, not a curated record
CAUCGCGGCACCUUCAACUUUGACCUGUCAAUCAGUCUGCACACAUGGUUUUCCUUCAAAAUUCACUAUAGACUGUUUUCAUUUGGAUAUGUUAGCUCAUUCAUGUGCAUAGUAUACUAUACCUAGAUGCACUGAGGAGCUAGACAGGAAAAUGAUCCGAACAGCCAUCUCUAGAAGUGUCUUUUUUCCAAGGACCAUCCGCCCUAUCCUCACACAACAGCCAGGCAGGAUUCUGGCCAGAUGUUGCAGUUCAGAAGAUGGGAAAUAUUUACUCCAUGAGCGGGAUGGUUUAUAUGAUCACAUGACCAGGGGGAUCAUAGAUAAGAUAGAGUUUGAUGUGGACCACAUUUGCCAGAAUGUGGACAGCGUAGCCCAGCGAGUAAGGGACCGUAAAGGCGAAAUGCAGGAGGAUGAAGUGUACAGGCUGGUAGAUCUGUGGCAGGAGAGGUGCAGGGUUAAAGUUGAGGUGGAUGAGAUACAGGAGCAGAGACAGGCUCUGGCUGGUCAGGCUAAAGGUUUAAAAGGUCAACACAACAGUACUGAAUUUAAGGACCUUCAAGUAAAAGGACGCCAGCUUCGCAAGGAUUUUAACGAGGCCAGCCGUUAUGAGACUGAGCUGAACAGUCAGCUGUACAACAUUCUCCUCAGGCUUCCCAACAGCUGCCAUCCCUCUGUCCCUGUGGGUGACGAAUCACAGGCUCGGUUGGUGGAGAUGGUUGGAGAGAAGCCAUCCUUCAAGUUUGUUCCCAGAGGCCACCUGGAGCUGGGGGAGCGGCUAGACAUUCUACAGCUGCGACACCUGGCCAAUGUGUCAGGCCAUAGGUCCUACUAUCUGAAAGGUGCAGGUGCACUACUACAACAUGCCCUGGUACAGUUUACACAGGACAGACUGUACAGGCAAGGCUUCACUCCUCUGGUGGUACCAGACUUCUUCUACCCUGCCAUACUGGAGGGGUGUGGCAUGAUGAAGGCUGGAGCCUUUGAUACUCAAAUCUACACCUUAGACUCAACCAAACACGACCCGCUGUGUCUGGCAGGAACGGCAGAGGUAGGGAUUGCGGGGAUGUACAAGGACCACGUGUUACAGGCGAAUCAGCUCCCACAAAGAUCAUUCGCUGUCAGCACAUGUUAUCGAGCAGAGACUUGGAGCGGGACAGAGCCGUACGGAAUCUACAGAGUCCACCAUUUCACAAAGGUAGAGAUGUUUGCAGUGACUGCCAAUGAAGAUGGUACUGAAAGUGACCGAAUGCAGCAGGAGUUUGUCUCCCUCCAGAAAGACCUGUACUCGGAACUAGGCCUGUGUUUCCGCAUCCUGGACAUGCCGACCCAGGAACUCGGCCUUCCUGCGCACAGAAAAUAUGACAUGGAGGUGUGGAUGCCUGGAAGGGACUCCUUUGGUGAGGUGUCCAGUGCCUCAAACUGUACCGACUACCAAAGUAAGAGGCUACAUAUACGGUACGAAACAGAGCAGGAGGAACUGAAGUACGCACACACGGUCAACGCCACAGCGUGUGCUGUUCCACGACUCAUAAUUUCUAUACUCGAGAACUUCCAACAAGAGGAUGGAUCAGUGGUGGUACCAGAGGCCCUACAACCAUACAUGGCAGGGAAGAAAGUUCUAACUGUUCAGGAUGGGUUACCUAUGAAGUAUAUGGGUAGGGAAAGGAGGGUGUUUAAACAACAUCAGAAAAAAUUUUCUAUGUACAAGUAAUGAAAAUAAUUUUACGUCCCUUUUUUUUUUAUUUGGAGAUUGGGACAAACUUGUGAACUGAUGGAAUAUCAGGGAGAACUCAAUAUGCUGCUUCAAGUAACUUGGAACAUUGUAAGAGAUGAUUCAGUAUAACUGUUAUUGAAUGUUAUUCAGAACAAAACAGUUGUCUGGUGAUUGUCAAUUUCUGUUGGAAUCAAUCAUUCAAUCACCAUUGUAAAAUGUCU